Messenger RNA from Marmota flaviventris (yellow-bellied marmot), 1073 nucleotides. RefSeq names its product glutathione S-transferase pi 1 (gene Gstp1). Gene Ontology annotation, cellular component: cytosol. Gene Ontology annotation, molecular function: glutathione transferase activity. The record is from RefSeq and is a predicted model, not a curated record. NCBI's taxonomy places the organism in Eukaryota, Metazoa, Chordata, Mammalia, Rodentia, Sciuridae. Gene Ontology annotation, biological process: glutathione metabolic process.
CGGAUGUGGAAGAGAAAGAAUCGAGAGGUGCUCUCCCGAGUGCUCCAGGCUCAGCUGAGUCCUGUCUGGGUUUCUUUGUGCCUGGUGGGGACCCCAUCCCACGGGCGCCUGGACUCACGAGGCCCAGCAGGGAACAUGUGACCCGCAAACGCGGCUGACUCGCGUCCAGCGGGCGGGGACGGGACGAGCCGGGGGCCGCCGCUGGUCAGGACUCAGCGGCCAGCGCGGUGACUCAGCAGCAGGGGCGGAGCGGGGCGGGACGCCCCUUAUAAGGGUCGGCUGCCACUGGGCCUGCGCCGAGCUCCGCCGCCGUCGUCCACGCACUUAGUGUCUGUCCCGCUCUGCUGACCGCGCAGCAGCCAUGCCGCCCUACACCAUUGUCUACUUCCCGGUUCGAGGGCGAUGCGAGGCCAUGCGCAUGCUGCUGGCUGACCAGGGCCAGAGCUGGAAGGAGGAGGUGGUGACUCCGGAUACCUGGCAGCAGGGCUCUCUCAAGGCCUCCUGUGUGUAUGGGCAGCUGCCCAAGUUCCAGGACGGGGACCUCAACCUGUACCAGUCCAAUGCCAUCUUGCGUCACCUGGGCCGCUCCUUGGGGCUCUAUGGGAAGGACCAGCGGGAGGCAGCCUUAGUGGACAUGGUGAAUGAUGGCGUGGAGGAGCUUCGCUGCAAAUAUGUCACCCUCAUCUACACCAACUAUGAGGCUGGCAAGGAGAACUACGUGAAGGCACUGCCCGGCCACCUGAAGCCUUUUGAGAACCUACUGUCCCAGAACCAGGGAGGCAAGGCCUUCAUCAUUGGGGACCAGAUCUCCUUUGCUGACUACAACCUGCUGGACUUGCUGCUGAUCCACCAGGUGCUGGCUCCCAGCUGCCUGGACGCCUUCCCCCUGCUCUCGGCCUACGUGGCGCGCCUGAGCGCCCGGCCCAAGCUCAAGGCUUUCCUGGCCUCCCCGGACCACGUCAACCGCCCCAUCAAUGGCAAUGGCAAACAGUGAGGCUGCAGUGAGGGCUGCUGGGCCCUCCCAGAGGCGGGCUGCUUGCUCCCUUGAGACCAAUAAAAUUUCCACGACAGAU